This is a messenger RNA of Manihot esculenta (cassava), 1305 nucleotides long. RefSeq lists its product as uncharacterized. Lineage: Eukaryota; Viridiplantae; Streptophyta; Magnoliopsida; Malpighiales; Euphorbiaceae. Bases 346 to 1197 code for a protein of 283 amino acids. The transcript has a single exon. The record is from RefSeq and is a predicted model, not a curated record.
UAGCAGCAGUUGCAUUCUUUAAUGCCCUUGGUUCUGUUCUUCAUCAUCAGAUCAGGACAGGUAAAUUUAAAUGGGCUGAAUACAAUUAUUAGGAAAAGACUUCUUUUGGUAUAGAACUAGAAGUAGAACUUGUCUCUUUCAAUCCUGUUAGAGGAGUGUGUUCUUUAUGCCUGACUUGUGAUCAUCAGUAAAGUCGGAAAAAGUUGUAAUGGUUUGCACGGGAUAUCUAUAGUUUCAACUGUUUUCUGAUAAUAUCAUCCAACCACUUUUUCUCACAUAUCUUCAUUCUUCCAAAGGUUUCUGCUUCUCCACCCUUUUUUUCUCCAUGGACAGUCUGCUGGCGGAAUGAAACUGCUGAAUGCCCACAUGGAAAAGUCAAGAGAAGAAGCCAUGAAAUCAAAUUGUCCCAGAAAGCUAGACUUCAAUUUGCCACUGUUAUCAACCAGACGGCUCGGUGUUUUCCCUGGUGCAAACUCACGUAUCGCUUCCCAGGAUACAGGUGAUGGGAUCCCAUUUUGCUGGGAACAAGCUCCUGGCAAACCCAAGAACCUGGAGAUAAAUGACAUCCGCGAGGGAGACACUCCCCGUCCUAAGCUCCCACCCUGCAGAUGGCAGCCACAGAAAAAACCACUCCCAAAGCCAAAUGCUCUCAACAUUCACGCCCACGACGACGGUUGCGAUGCUGAUGUAGAUGACAAUGGCGAUGCUGAAGACGAGGAUGAUGUAUACUCAGAUGCUGUAGAUGUUCUAUCACUAACAGAAGCAAUAGACAUUGUCCAGAAAGCUGAGGAUCAUCAGGAAGCAAUGGAUAGUUUAAAUUUAGAGAGCGUGGAGUCUAGGGGUGGCCAGUCACCCAAUUUCAUGAUCGAGCGCUUUCUUCCUGAUGCUACUGCAAUAGCUGCAUCAUCUGCAUUGUAUUCUGCAAAGAAUUUGAACAGGAAGCUUCCAUAUUUUUGCAGCAAUUAUGCCGAGGAGUACAAUUCACAAACAGUUGUGGGGUCAUGUUCUUCAGAGGCAUCCCAGAAAGGAUGCGGGCUAGAACUUUUGUUUCCCUGGCGAAUGAAGCACAAGCUAUGUGGUAUAAAGAGCCCUGUCCGGCAAGUCUCAUCAAAUGUCCGAUCUCUGUCUCUUACUACAAAACAACACAAACAUUGUUCAACUGCUAGGCCUUUUACCCGUGUAAAGAAAGAUUCUUAAUUUACAAAUUACAGAUUCUCUUAUAAAUAUUAAUAUAUAUAUCUUCAUGUUUAGUGUUUUAUUCUAUUGAUGUUGGAUAAUGAAAAACGUAAUUCCCAUUAUCAUAAA